CCCAUUUGUACCUGCUUAAUACCAACACACUUACCACUAAUAAUGUCUUCCCACACCGCAUUCACAAUGGCAGCCUUGUCAGCCACAGGUGGCAUUGCUGGAUUUGCUCGCACUCGCUCCUUUCCUUCUCUUAUUGCCGGUGUUGGCAUUGGCUCUCUUUAUGGUGUAGCCGGUUAUCUGAUCAAGGAGAACAAGGACUACGGACACGAGACUGCUGUUGUUGCCUCUACCCUGUUAGCCGGUGGCAUGAUUCCCCGCGCAAUCAAGACCCAGUUCAAGAAGCCCGUCCCUGUCGCUCUUUCUGUCAUUUCUAUCGCUGCCGGUGCUUAUUAUGUUAAGAAAGUAAUUGAUUACAACUAAUAUACACACUUUUUUUUUGUUAAUAUAUAUAUAUAUAUAUAUAUAUUGUAAUCGAAAUAAUAAACUACACAUCUAUAU
Molecule: messenger RNA, 438 nt
Organism: Phycomyces blakesleeanus NRRL 1555(-)
Lineage: Eukaryota; Fungi; Mucoromycota; Mucoromycetes; Mucorales; Phycomycetaceae
Exons: 2
Coding region: 43-360 (105 amino acids)
Cellular component (GO): membrane
Source: RefSeq, a predicted model, not a curated record